This is a messenger RNA of Bombus impatiens (common eastern bumble bee), 2108 nucleotides long. RefSeq names its product cuticle protein 38. Bases 1705 to 2013 code for a protein of 102 amino acids. The record is from RefSeq and is a predicted model, not a curated record. Lineage: Eukaryota; Metazoa; Arthropoda; Insecta; Hymenoptera; Apidae. The transcript is spliced from 2 exons.
CGCGACAAAGAUUCUCAUCUCUCUACAUCCCCCUUCCUUUUAACCAUCUCUCUGCAUCUCGUUCCUUUUACCCGUCUCUGGUAUUCCACGAAGGGCAACAGCCGGUCUUCCAAGCAGACCAUGAACGGGACACUCGCUUCCUUCUUGUUGGUACGCGCAAUUUUUUCCACCGACCGGCCAAUCGACUUCUCCCUUUGUGCCUCUCCGCAAACGUUUUCCCGUGUAUCGACCAACUACCGGCGAAUCGCGGAUUUCUUCAAGGUUGCACGGGAUCAGGCGUGUCCCAACAAUACGCGCCAUUUCCUUCUUUUUCGAGUCUACGUUCGAGCAACUUUUUUCCAUCGAGCACAAACAGGUUUUCCCCUUUUCUCCGGCAUCGCGUUGUCCUUGCGACUUCGAAAAACGAUUGACGAUCCGAGGAUAGCUUAAUGGCUCGUUGGCUGCGAGGUACGAACAACGACCAGCGUCUUUCAACCUGCUCGAAAUAAUUAUCAACAUCCGCGGGAUGAUCGUUUGUCCUUCCCACGCUCCUACAGCGCUUUAUCGUGCGAAAGAAAGAAUGGCAAAGUAGAGGUAAGAAAGACGACGCAUGGGACAGAUUCGAAAUUAUGCGAAUUCUAAUACAGCUUUCCUCUGCUUGUCGAUUCCAAAUUGGAAGAGAUAUUAACGACGAAAUUAACGAACGUAAUGGCAGCCUGUCGUACCUUCCGUGUCGUGAUACGAGGUGUAUCUCGACCGAAGGGGAAACAGCGUUUGCUGGUCUCACCCGGACUCGACGAACUUGAACUUGGGAAAAAAGCGUUUGCUUUACCUUGGAGGUGUUCAGCCUUGUGGUAACCGAGAGAAAGAUAGAGCGAGCGAAACACGGAGACAAAGGAGGGAUGCGAGUGACCAGAUCGAGCGAGUGAGAGGCGUAGGAAAAGGAUCGAUCAAAACGAAAUGUAACGAUCGGAGAAAAAACAGAAACGCGACUAAUCGAACAAUUUUUUUAUCCAGACCAAAUAGGAUGUGCGGAUUAGAUCUAUGAUGAAGUCGGAUAUAAAAGUAGACUAUUUAAAUGAGGCUGAGAGACAGAGAGCGAGACAAACAGAGAGGCAAACAGAGACUAGGUAAAAAAUGAUGAAAAACUAGAUGAAAGUAGUUGCAGAUAGAUCGUGUGGGAAGCAGAACGACCCGCGUAAUCAGUGAGCCGACUUUGUAACCUUGUUGUGCGUUCCAACCGGACAAGCACGUAGUCGAGAGGGUUAUACAAUUGCUCGGUCUGGUUGCUUACGUAAUUUCGUGAUACUCGUAGAAGUGUCCGCCCUGUGCUUCUCUUUCGAUCAAGGUCAUCGAAAUCGAUCGAUCCAUUUGUUGCGAGUGAUAGCUACCAAACGCGAGCAGUUUGAAAAUAAGAUACAGGAUGAGGAACGCGUCGCGUCGCGUCGCGUCGCGCCGCCCGCGCCCGCGCCCGUGCCGUAACGAGCGAGGGAGCGCGUGAAAACGGCCGAUGUUUCACGCCCGGCAUUCCAAUGCGACCGCGACCAACAAAAUUGAUACGAAGGUGACUACACCAAGGAGGUCGGAACUUUCGCAAGCCCCGCAUCCACUGUCCUUUUCGUAAGUCCACCACCCCAUCAGCGCCGGACAUUGGUAUAAAACGAGGACGCUUCGACGAUUCUGCACUCAUCGCUCAACAGCCGAAACAAACACACAAGCUCAACAAUGAUCAAGACAGCGUGCAUCGUUCUCUUCGUAGCAGCCGUGGCGUCUGCUGGAAUUCUCCACGCCCCUUUGGUCGCUUCUCCAGCGGCGAUUGCUGCUGUUCCAGCACCGAUCGUAACUGCUAGGAGCAGUCAAGUCGUAGCCAGGAACUACAAUACAUUCGCUGCCGCACCACUGGCAUACACCGCCGCCGUACCUGCAGCCGUGCACGCGGCCAUACCAGCAGCACCCGCACCGAUUACCCUCGCUGCCGCCGCACCUGCUGCACCAUUGCCAUACGCUGCACUCGCCUACACCGCCCAUCUAUGAUUUCACCCCUGAUACUCCGAUCGCCUGUCCAAAUCUCUAUUUUUAAGUUUUUCUUUUUCAUGGAAUAAAUUGCAACUUAAAACGAAAACAAACGA